AUGCAGGAGAGUGCCUACACAAAACAUCAGGGCUCUUGCACUAAGGGCAAGAAACGAUUAUUCUCUGCUUUAUCCAAAGCAAAACAUCUUCUUGGCUCCACAAAACGGUUACGAGUUAACCACAACCUCGAUAGACAGUCUACUGGCCCUAUCAUAGUGGCGUUGAGCGAGCCAGGCCACCUUGCGAAUGGCUCUUUCCCAUCUGCUGACCUGCUGCAAUACAAGGAUGUGCUUCCGCAAGCCCCCCCAAGCCUUCCCUCCAGCUAUACUACUGUAGCACCAGAGCUUGACCAACCAGCCAGUUCAGCAGAUGCAUCUACCAGUGCUUGCUCAUCUUCGCAGGCCCCCCCUUUUUGUACUGCUAGAAGUAUAUUUGGGUUGAUAUGCCAGUUCUUCUCAUCAACCCCCCCUUCUCAUGACCCAGAGGAAGCAGUAACACUCCAAGAUAUCAGUCAUGUCCCGGCUAUAGCCCCAACUAAGCUAGAUGCCCUCACAGAGCCUGACAAUGUUUCAUUUUUCCCCUACCCCAAUCGAUCAUCCUUCGAGCUGGGUCAUUGGUACUGGCAUGGAGGCACACAGAAGUCCCAGCAGAGUUUCAAAGAACUUAUUGAUAUCGUCAGUGAUCCAGAUUUUAAUCCUGAUGAUGUCUGGAGUACACCAUGGGCCAGAAUAGACUCACAGCUAGGUGCAAGUGUGUACAAUGGCGAGGGGGAGGAAUGGGAGGAUGAGGAUGCCGGUUAG
Messenger RNA from Suillus fuscotomentosus, 741 nucleotides. RefSeq lists its product as uncharacterized. Bases 1 to 741 code for a protein of 246 amino acids. NCBI's taxonomy places the organism in Eukaryota, Fungi, Basidiomycota, Agaricomycetes, Boletales, Suillaceae. The transcript is spliced from 2 exons. The record is from RefSeq and is a predicted model, not a curated record.